This is a messenger RNA of Purpureocillium takamizusanense, 1038 nucleotides long. RefSeq lists its product as uncharacterized. The record is from RefSeq and is a predicted model, not a curated record. NCBI's taxonomy places the organism in Eukaryota, Fungi, Ascomycota, Sordariomycetes, Hypocreales, Ophiocordycipitaceae. Bases 76 to 870 code for a protein of 264 amino acids. The transcript has a single exon.
UCUCUAUCAAAGCAAACCGCUUCACAUUAUCUCCUGACUUCAACUGCAAGCUCUUCACACGACGUCGCCAUCAUCAUGUCUUACAAGACCGUGCUCUUUGCCGCCGCCGCAUGGCUGGCCACGACGCCCCAGGUCACGGCAACGCCCCCCGACGUCACCUUCCUCUGCAACAGGAUGCCCGAGGUGUGCACCAACAUGUGCUGGGCCGUCCGCUGCGGCAGCCCGACCUUCUCGCAGACGCUCAACUGGGACAGCCCCAACGACGACACGGCCAAGAAGCGCCGCCUCUCGGCCGGCUGCCAAAAGGGCAACAAGUGCAACAAGGGCCGCAAGGGGCCCGGGCACCGCGGCGGCAAGUUCACGUCGUGCGACGAGUACCCCUUCGCCUCGACCAGCGACAGCAAGUUCCCCAACGGCCACCAGGUCUCGCGCUGCGUGCCGCCCGUCGAGAACUCGCGCCAGGGCAAGGCCCUGCAGACCGUCUACGGCCGCUGGCGCAAGAAGGGCCUCAAGAGCCACAGCCUGCAGAUCGCCUUUGGCAACCCGGGCUCCCGCGGCGUCAAGUACUGCGGCAACCAAAAGUGCAAAAACGACGGCUUCCAGGUCCAGGACAAGUCCAUCAAGAAGCGCGACGAGGAGCCCCUCUUCAAGUUUUACAAGACGGGCUCCGGCAUGGUCCUCGGGUCCCUGACCAAGAUCGACACGCCCUCCAACUUUACCCGCGAGGUCGACGACCAGGAGCAGGUCGCUCCUCACUUUGAGGCCUGGAAGGAGGACGUCGAGGGCGAGGAUGUGCACGUCAUUUCGGACACGGUGCUCGAGGAGAUGCCCUUUGAGGAGGCCAUGAAGCACUUUGAGGGUGACGCCUAGUUAUUGACAACCCACCCAAAACCUGACAGGGUACUACUAUGCAUGUGGAUAUGCCUGAUAUGUACAGCCAGUGUAAUGCCGCCUCAUUAGAUCAUGCAUCCUGUCUAUUCCUAAAGGCUCUGCCUAGUCUAGCUUGCUGUUCAUCUAUAUAUAUAGACUCAUCUAACC